CAUCUUCCCACAGGUUGCUCGCCUGGCAGCAUUCCUCAGGUGGUGCGAAGUGCCGAGGCAGAUGCUUCCAGAACCGUGAACACUUCCUGUUCUUUCUCUCUCUCAGCUCGGCAAGAGGAUAUCUUCGCCCCCCAGAAUUCAUCCAUCGCGUAAACUCCUGACUAAUUAAAUCUACCCGAGCCGUGGCGUUUUUAGAGCGGGGGAUCGGCCAGGACUGCGCCGUCACCAACUCACUCACACACCCGUACACGCACGCACGCGCCACGGUUUGUUUUUAUACCUCCCUCCAGCCAUUCCACGCGUUAUUUGGCUAAGUGCCCCCCAUUGUUCCAGUAUUGUUUUCCUAACAUAUUGUCCACACUUUCUAACCCACCUGAUUGGCCCAGAGGUGAGAAUGGGGGCUCACUAACUACAGACUGAUGCAAUAAAACACGGGCCGUGCCGCAUCUUCACAUCAGCCAAUCACAGGCGAGCUACAGCCAUAUAAAGUUGUAACGCCGCGUGUAAUAAUCAAGGUUCGGACAUGAGUACCAAAAGCGAUACCUCGCCAGGUGCGGAGGGAUGCGACCCACCGCCAACUCCGACGGUGAAGGAAAAGAAAACGUCGGUCCCUGCGUUCGAUAUAGGGAAGAAGACGUCCAUUGGAGGAAUGGACCCGGCCAAGAAACAAGUGACAGUCGCUGUGGACGGAAAUAAGCCAAAGAAAACUGUGUCGAAGAAAAAGUCGGUCCCGGGAAUGGAUGUGACCAAAGAAUUCAAUCGCUGUAGAGAAGAAGGUGCCACCAGAUUAGAUCUUAGCAAGAAAGUUAUAUCAGUACUUCCACCUUCCGUGAAGGAGCUCACCCAGUUAGUAGAAUUCUACCUGUACGGGAACCGGUUACAAAGUCUACCGCCAGAGAUCGGACACCUAGUCAACUUACAGACCCUCGCCUUGAGCGAAAACUCGCUCACAACCCUUCCUGACCAACUAGUAAACUUGAAGAAGCUGAAGGUGCUAGACCUCAGACAUAACAAGUUGAAAGAGAUCCCAGAUGUGGUAUACAGGCUGACGUCACUACAGACCCUUUUCCUAAGGUUUAAUAGGAUCUCAGUUGUCGGGGAUGACCUGCAAAGAUUAACGAAAUUGACCAUGCUUAGCUUGAGAGAGAACAAAAUCCGAGAGCUUCCCGGGGGCAUCGGCCAGCUGGUCAACCUGAUCAACCUGGACGUCUCGCACAAUCACCUGGAACACCUGCCUGCUGAAAUCGGGAACUGUGUACAGAUGUCAUCGUUAGACCUCCAACACAACGAGCUUCUGGACUUACCAGAGACCAUAGGCAACCUCAAGUUACUCAGUAGACUAGGACUAAGGUACAACCGGCUGGCCUCAGUACCCAAGUCCUUGAGCAACUGUACAGAGAUGGAGGAGUUCAAUGCAGAGGGAAACAAUCUGUCAUCACUACCUGAGGGGUUGUUGUCCAGCCUUGUCAACAUGUCCAGCCUGACCCUUGCGAGGAGCAACUUCAGCUCAUAUCCCAUUGGAGGACCUGCCCAGUUCGCCACUGUCUAUUCGAUCAACAUGGAGCACAACCACAUCAACAAGAUUCCUUUUGGCAUCUUCUCUCGUGCCAAGUACCUGACCAAACUCAACAUGAAGGACAACCAGCUCACCUCCCUGCCUCUAGAUGUGGGGACAUGGGAGAACAUGGUGGAACUGAACCUGGGCACCAACCAGCUGCAGAAGCUGCCAGAAGACAUCCAACAUCUCACCAACCUGGAGACACUAAUCCUCUCCAACAACCUGCUCAAGAAGCUGCCUCGUGGCAUCGGCAACCUGAGGAUGUUGCGGGUUCUGGACCUGGAGGAGAACAGGCUGGAGUCCCUGCCAACAGAGAUAGCGUACUUGAGGGACUUGAACCGGCUGGUGGUCCAGUCCAACCAGCUGACGACCAUGCCUCGUGCGAUCGGUCACCUGACCAACCUGACGUACCUGGGAGUGGGGGAGAACAACCUGCAGCAGAUCCCAGAGGAGAUCGGGACCUUGGAGAAUCUGGAGCAGCUGUACCUGAAUGACAACACCAACCUGCACAGCCUGCCCUUCGAGCUUGCCCUGUGUGGCAACCUCCAGAUCAUGAGUAUCGAGAACUGUCCCCUCAGUCAGCUGCCUCCAGAGAUAGUCAGUGGUGGGCCAUCCCUCGUCAUCCAGUUCCUCAAAAUGCAGGGUCCCUACAGACAGAUGGUGGCAUAAGGGUCUCCAGGGUACGUCAGAACUUCAUGGAAGAAGGAAAGGAAAGAAGAGACGUAGAAGAAUGAAUGAGAAUGAAGUUGAAGAAGAGAGAGUAAGAGAGGCAAAGGGCAGUUUUUACGAUAAACAGUAUGGUAACUGUAUUUAUUUUCUGGGUACUUGUGGCUAUGGUUUGAGCAUCAAUUUUCCAUUGGGAAGAAGAAGAAGGUUCUUGAUUGGUUGUAGACUCUGAGAUGAAAAAGUUUACAGUAGUGCUGCUUUGCUCUUCACCAUAAUGAAAAGGGAACAAAACAUCACAUACAGAGAACAAAAAUACAA
This is a messenger RNA of Branchiostoma belcheri (Belcher's lancelet), 2542 nucleotides long. Its product is annotated as leucine-rich repeat protein SHOC-2-like. Lineage: Eukaryota; Metazoa; Chordata; Leptocardii; Amphioxiformes; Branchiostomatidae. The coding region runs from base 524 to 2227 and encodes 567 amino acids. The record is from RefSeq and is a predicted model, not a curated record. The transcript is spliced from 14 exons. Gene Ontology annotation, molecular function: protein binding.